This is a messenger RNA of Chrysochloris asiatica (Cape golden mole), 2100 nucleotides long. RefSeq names its product CD44 molecule (Indian blood group) (gene CD44). The transcript has 18 exons. Lineage: Eukaryota; Metazoa; Chordata; Mammalia; Afrosoricida; Chrysochloridae. The record is from RefSeq and is a predicted model, not a curated record. Gene Ontology annotation, cellular component: macrophage migration inhibitory factor receptor complex; basolateral plasma membrane; plasma membrane. Gene Ontology annotation, molecular function: hyaluronic acid binding; cytokine receptor activity. Gene Ontology annotation, biological process: inflammatory response; positive regulation of ERK1 and ERK2 cascade; cell adhesion.
AUGGACAACCUUUGGUGGCGCGCAGCCUGGGGACUCUGCCUCUUGCAGCUGAGUUUGGCGCAGAUCGAUCUGAACAUAACCUGUCGAUAUGCUGGUGUAUUCCACGUGGAGAAAAAUGGCCGCUACAGCAUCUCACUGACAGAGGCUGCUGACCUCUGCACAGCUUUCAAUGCCACUCUGCCUACCAUGGAACAGAUGAAGAAAGCCCUGAGCAUCGGGUUUGAGACCUGCAGGUACGGGUUCAUAGAAGGGCAUGUGGUGAUCCCCCGGAUCAACCCUAACUCCAUCUGUGCAGCCAACAACACAGGGGUGUACAUCCUCACGUCUAACACCUCCCAGUACGACACAUAUUGCUUCAAUGCUUCAGCUCCAGAAGACAAAGAAGACUGUACAUCAGUCACAGACCUGCCCAAUGCCUUUGAUGGACCAAUUACUAUAACUAUUGUUAACCGUGAUGGCACCCGCUACACCAAGAAAGGAGAAUACAGAACCAACCCUGAAGACAUCAAUCCCAGCAACGUAACUGAGGAUGACAUGAGCGGUGGAUCGUCCACUGAGCGAAGCACAUCAAGAGGCUACAUCUUUCACACCCUCCUUCCAACCAUAGACCCGUCUCAAGGUCAAGACAGUACUUGGCCCUCAGACAACACAGAGGACACGCCAACUACCAGUACGGAUUCAAAUACCAUGUCAGCAGGCUGGGAGAUAAAUGAAGAAAAUGAAGAUGAAAGAGACAAACCUCCCAGUUAUUCUGGAUCAGGCAUUGAUGAUGAUGAAGAUUUUAUCUCCAGCACCAUUUCAACCACAUCACGGGGUUUUCACCACACAAGACGUGAGGAUUGGAAGGAAUGGAGUACAGGCCUUUCACAUCCAGAAAUACAACUCCAGACAACUACAGCGAUGACUGAUGUGGACAGAAAUGGCACCAGUGCCCCCGAAGAAAACUGGACCCAGGAACAACAGCCUCCACUCAUUUACCCUGAGCAUCAUGAUGAUGAGGAAAGCCAGCAUUCUACCAGCACAACCCAGGCAACCCCUAGUAGUAUAACUGAAGAAACAGCUACCAAGGAAGAGCAGUGGUUCUGGGAUGGAUGGACCGGGGAACAUACCCAAACACCAAAAGAAGACUCUCAUUCAACAACAGAAGCAGCUGCCUUAGCCCACAACAGCCAUACAAAUAAAAGGAUAACAACACAAAGUCAAGAGAACAGUAGGUUCUGGAUGGAUUUCUUUGACCCAAUCUCAUAUCCAAUGGGAUGAGGUCGUCGAACAGGAAGAAGAAUAGAUGUGGACUUCAGUCCUAGUACAACACUGCAGCCUACUGCAGAUCCAAACAGUGGUCUGGUGGAAGACUUGAACAGCACAGAACUUCUUUCAAUGACAACUCAGCAAAGUCAUUUUCAGAGCUUCUCUACAGAACAUGGAGGCUUAGAAGAAGAUAAAGACCAUCCAACAACUCCUGUGUCAACGUCUAGCAAUAGGAAUGAUGGCAGAGGUGGAAGAGAUGAAAAUCUUCCUGAAGACUCAACUACAUCAGUGGAAGGUUAUACCCCUCAUUUCCCAGACACAAAGGAAAACGCGACCCUCACCCCAGUCACCCCUGGUAACACGGGGUCCCCUGGAGUUACGGAAGUUACUGUUAUUGGCGAUUCCAACUCAGAUGUAGCGCAUUCACUGCCAGGUAAUUUGGAAAUUUGUUAUCUGACAGGUGGAAGGUCCCAUACCACUCUUGGAUCUGAAUCACUGGGAGAUUCAAGUGUCAGUCAAAGAGGUGGGGAGAACACAACACCCAAUACGAUGAGGAAAGCACAAAUUCCAGAAUGGCUGAUCAUCCUGGCAUCCCUCUUGGCCCUGGCUUUGAUUCUCGCAGUUUGCAUCGCUGUCAACAGCCGAAGAAGGUGUGGGCAGAAGAAAAAGCUGGUGAUCAAUGGCAAUGGAGCUGUGGAGGACCGGAAGCCAAGUGGACUAAAUGGAGAAGCCAGCAAGUCUCAGGAAAUGGUGCAUUUGGUGAACAAGGAGCCAUCAGAGACCCCAGACCAAUUCAUGACAGCCGAUGAGACACGGAACCUGCAGAACGUAGACAUGAAGAUUGGGGUGUAA